Knipowitschia caucasica is the source of this 252-nucleotide messenger RNA. The record is from the annotation of a GenBank genome assembly. Lineage: Eukaryota; Metazoa; Chordata; Actinopteri; Gobiiformes; Gobiidae.
AUGGCUUCUGGCUCAGACCCUGCAGUGCCACUGACUGUAGACAAAAUGACUACUAGUCAUGCUCUGCAGGGAACUGGCUCCACUUACACUGUGGUGGAGUUCACUGGACAAGGCAUGCUCGCCAAAGUGGCUAAAUACCUAAAUAUCCAAACAAAGACAAUGGUGGCAGUCAAAAUACUCAUGGACCCAUAUGCCAUCAAAGAGGCGGACAAAGAGAUUUUACCCCAGGGUCCUGACCUGUCUGGCUUUUGA